AUGGCCCCCCCCACCAACACCAGACCGAUCGUGAUCACCGGCCCCUCAGGCGUCGGCAAGGGCUCGCUGAUCGCGAAACUCUUCGCCGAGCACCCCAACACCUUCGCCUUCACAGUCUCCCACACAACCCGCCAACCCCGCGCCGGUGAAACCGACGGAACAAGCUACUUCUUCGUCGACCGCCCCCAAUUCGACACCCUCGUCGCCGAGGGUGCCUUCGUCGAGCAUGCGCAAUUCGGCUCAAACAAGUACGGUACCAGCCACAGGACCAUCGGCGACCAGAUGGCCAAGGGUCUGGUCGUUGUGCUGGAUAUCGAGAUGAACGGCGUGCAGCAGAUUAAGGCCAACCCCAGCAUCGAUCCUCGUUAUGUGUUUAUUCAGCCGCCUAGCCUGCAGGUUUUGGAGCAGCGAUUGAGGGGGCGCGGUACGGAGACUGAUGCGGAUGUGCAGGCUAGGCUUGCGCAGGCUACUGCGGAGCUGGAGUAUGGCAACUCGCAGACUGAGGAUAUGCACAUUGUUAAUGAUGAUUUGGAGGUGGCUUACAGGGAGCUGGAGGCGUACAUCUUCCAACAAUAA
Messenger RNA from Penicillium verhagenii, 576 nucleotides. Its product is annotated as guanylate kinase. Gene Ontology annotation, biological process: purine nucleotide metabolic process. NCBI's taxonomy places the organism in Eukaryota, Fungi, Ascomycota, Eurotiomycetes, Eurotiales, Aspergillaceae. The record is from RefSeq and is a predicted model, not a curated record. Gene Ontology annotation, cellular component: cytosol. Gene Ontology annotation, molecular function: GMP kinase activity. The coding region runs from base 1 to 576 and encodes 191 amino acids. The transcript has 2 exons.